AGGGAUCUUUUAUAUGCAAAAUCCCACAAACAGGUUGUUUUUCCUGGGAAAACGAAGUGAAACAAGAAAACAACCGGAAUUUUAUGGAAUUCCCAUUUUCUCUGAUACCCGGAAACAGACAGAUUUAGCGAGGUUGUGUGGUAGGAUUUAAAUGUGAACUAAUAUAUUUAGCGGAGGAACACUGUAAACUUUUCACAGAGCAGCAGCUGGGUUGCCGGGUGUUGUUGAUUAAUGAUACGCUCUUGUUAACUGGUUCGACAAACUGAAUUUGUGAAAACAAACCCCCCAAAAAAAGAAAAAGGCUAAAGGAAAAGAGAAGGGAGACGUUACUCUGGAACUGAGACAAGAGUGGUUCUCUAGCAGGGAGCUAAAUUCUUCUCUUGACAGUUUUACCCUGCACGCAAAAUGUUGCCAUUUCGUCAGACUGUGGCCAUUUUCCUGAUGGUUACAAAUGUGGUGCUGCUCUCUGUCGUGGUGUAUAAAACAUCACAGCUGUACACGAAACCGCACUCUACCAUCUUCAGUAACUCGGAGAUCUGUCACAAGGUCACGUGUAAACCAGGAGAGCGGUGCUGUGACGUCACUGCAACCAACAAAACCGUCAAUGGUUCUUUGUAUUGCUGUUACGAUGACUACGAUGACUACGUUGACUACGGGGAACGUAUUCGUAGUAUUAUGCUAAAGCAACUGAAGGACAAUUAUGAAAGGGAUAUAAAAAAUGAUGACCAUCUCCAGAGGGUGAGGAAAGUUGCUGUUGUUGUAAACGAAGACAAAACUCAACAGAAACCUGCUGCUCAUCUGCAGAUGGACCCUGAUGCAGUGUAUGACAAAGAUGAACAUAUCUCGGCUCUCCGGUGGAAAACAAAUGGGAAGAGAUCGUUUGUGAAAGACGGACUCACUGUCGUUGAAGAAGGGAUUCGGGUGGAGAAAGAAGGUAACUAUUUCAUCUACAGCAACGUCGUGUUUUACGGCAACCAGACUAAGGAACUCGAUUUCGCCAGACUUUGUCAUUACCUGGACAAACGCGUCCCCACGACAAGAAGGUCUAAAUUCCAACAGCUGUCGUCCAACCCCCAGUCGACGUGUAAAGUCCGACGAGGGAAGCUCGCCUUCGCGCCAUCCUACAUCGGCGCUGUCUACCAUCUGGAGGCCGGGGCCACGGUGAUGGUGAGGACGUCGUCGGUGGAUAGACUUGUCAAACAGCCACAGUCGACGUACUUCGGAAUUUACAUGAUUUAAUAGUCCGAGUAUCUUCUUAUUCCUAACAGCCAGGGUCGUAUGUAGCUUAAAAUAACUAGGUAAUUACUAGUACUGGGGUGGGGGUGGGGUGGGGUGGGGGGUGGGGGGGUGGGGGUGGGGGGCAGUAUACAAAGAAGUCUCUGAUCAUGGUCUUAGCACUUUUAACAAUACACAUUUGCGUAUUUUUCGGCGAGGAGGCUACUUUUUCACUGCCAGCCCCCCCCCCCCCCCGCCCAUUCCCUCCCUAGAUACGACCCUGGCAGCAGUGUUUCUCAACCUGUGUUCAACAACUCGGCCUGUUACAGUGUUCUGUCUCACACCGCGGACGUAUGACAAACCCUGAGUGAGUGCUCCGCAAGGCUCAAUGGGUAGAUGUAAACCACUUGCACCGACCAGUGAUCCAUAACUGGUUCAACAAAGGCCAUGGUUUGUGC
This is a messenger RNA of Gigantopelta aegis, 1673 nucleotides long. Its product is annotated as lymphotoxin-alpha-like. Gene Ontology annotation, biological process: immune response. Gene Ontology annotation, molecular function: tumor necrosis factor receptor binding. Lineage: Eukaryota; Metazoa; Mollusca; Gastropoda; Neomphalida; Peltospiridae. The transcript is spliced from 5 exons. Bases 406 to 1239 code for a protein of 277 amino acids. Gene Ontology annotation, cellular component: membrane. The record is from RefSeq and is a predicted model, not a curated record.